Messenger RNA from Fusarium odoratissimum NRRL 54006, 4124 nucleotides. RefSeq lists its product as uncharacterized. Bases 1208 to 3532 code for a protein of 774 amino acids. Lineage: Eukaryota; Fungi; Ascomycota; Sordariomycetes; Hypocreales; Nectriaceae. Gene Ontology annotation, molecular function: RNA polymerase II cis-regulatory region sequence-specific DNA binding; DNA-binding transcription factor activity, RNA polymerase II-specific. The record is from RefSeq and is a predicted model, not a curated record. The transcript has 2 exons. Gene Ontology annotation, biological process: regulation of transcription by RNA polymerase II.
UGUUCUCCUCCUCCUUUCUCACCCCGUGAUACUCGUUACUGCGACUUGAUGCGAGCGAGACAAGAGAGGUCCGAGUUCAAUCAGGUCCUAAUCAAUUAAAGUCCAUAUGACAUCAGUCUCGCUCUGCCCGAACUGAUCGAUUUCGAUUAUCCGCCCAUCCAAUCUUGAUACCAAGGCAGACCAGAGACAGUGCUCACGCAGAAUCCCCUCUUUAGCUCUCUCUCUCGCGCUCUUCCUGCCGUGUCGUGUCAGCCCGGGCGCUCUCCAUCCAAUCCCUGUCGCUGUUCUCAUCAUCCUCCCUGCGCCUGGUCCCCACUGGGCCUCACACACGGCGGCCACAGGUACAGCCAUACGCGGUACAGCGCCCACUGAGAGACGGCCUAGCCCCCAUCUCCAGCAGGUCCCAAGACGCCUCCGCACGCCAGCUGCUGCGCCUGAGGGGCCCUAUUCUUUUUUCUCUCUUUCCCUUCUUGCCCGCAUUCACCUGCACUUGUACUGCAGGGCGCGGUGCAGUACACUAAUCUUGGGCACCACACCUUGCACCUCGUCUUGGCUGCAUCAUUCUACAAUCAACCUCCAUCUCCUCCCUUGGUCGCACUCAUACUCUCACUCUCACUCUCACUCUUACUCUUACUCUUACUCUUCUGCCCUUCCUCAUUUUCUAGAGAUUGUUUUCGCUAUUCCGUCUCAGUCAGAAUUAAUCGACAUUUGCGUCUCGUCCAUUUGAUAGAGAGUAAUCGACGACUACUCACUCACCUUUACUAACCUUUACCGCUUCGACAUAUCUGCACCUGGCUAAUUGUCGACCCUACCUAUCCUGGUUCACGAUUUGCUCUUUAAUCACCAGCUUUACCCUCUCGACCGUCCACCAACCUAGCCGGUCUUGACUCAUCUGCGACAAUACUCUAAACCGCUUUGAUCUGCUGAUAUUUCUUCGUCAACGCGACCCGGUCAUCUUCAUUCCUGCGGACCAAAGUCGCUUCUAUAUUCGGAGCAACUCCCAGAGACCGUGAACGAACGAACCCCAGAUACCGGCUGCUCGUCCUAUUGAACGCUCCGACCAAGUCACGACAGCCCUGUCAAAGCAGCCCCACAGCUCAUUACUACCUUGAACUCCACGCUCCAUCCAAUACAGCGUUUGGUUCAACCAUUUUGCUCAGUACCGCAGCCCCAUUGACCCGAUAUCGAGCUUCGUUACUCGAUCGACAUGGGCAAACACACGCGUUUUCCCAGUUCCACUGGGCCGCUACAAAUAUUCCAGGACGACAUGCCAGAGAAUGUCACCCCAAUGACCAGUCACGCUCCUAUGCCCUCUGCCCCAAAGCAAGCCCGAAGGCCCUUGACCAGCUCAACCUCAAACGUCGUUUUCAACCCGCCCACCGCCUCUCACAAUGCGCACUCGCCCUUCAAGCAACGGCCUUCCUCCGCCUCGCAAAUCCCAUUGGCCUCGGCCCACGGCAACAAAUUAAACAUGGUCGCGAUGGCGCCUCCAUCCAGGCGAAGCCAUACCACGGAUUCGUUACAAAAGAAACCUUACCUAUCGAACUUUAAGACGGUGCCUCAAAAGCAAAAUUUUGACAUGGCUUGGGAUUACGGAAAGGAGAACGUCCACCCUCAGCUCUUCCCGGCACCUCCUGCGAUUGAUUCGUCGGUCAGCAACUACUAUCAGAAGCCAAACGGCAAGCGCGCUCUCAUGGAGGCUGCUCCCAUCAAGGAAUUCAGGCCUGCCAAGAAGACAAAGGCUGAGCCAGUGGCAGCGACAGCGACAGCGACAGAGCCUGAAGCAGAGACAGAGGCGACAACUGUUAUUCCUCCCCACGAUAGUUUCCCUCCAAUUAUCGAUGAUGGCAACAAACCCGCCCUCAGCUACGCCGACCUGAUCGCCAUGGCCAUCUUCCGAUCCCCAAACCGACGACUGACACUUGCUCAGAUUUACAAGUGGAUCAGCGACAACUACUCCUUUUAUAGCCCUACUGAUGCUGGCUGGCAAAACAGCAUUCGCCACAACCUCAGUCUCCAGAAGGCUUUUGUAAAGAUCGAGAGACCUAAGGAUGACCCUGGUAAAGGCCACUACUGGGUGAUUAAGCCCGGUCACGAAGCACAGUACCUGAACAAGAAGCCGACUCGCAAGUCUGCCUCCGCAUCCGAGAACCUUCACGUCAUGUCGACUCGACUCGAGCCUUCCCGACCGGCUUCGGCACCGACUCAGGAACCUACACUACCGCCCCCUGUUCCAACCUGCCAGCCGGCUCUGCCACCUCUUCCUACCUCCCAGGCCACCAUGUCAAUGCCAGUCGAUCUCUCGUCCGACGCUACCAUUCCUGUCUCGGACAACCUGGGUCCCGAGGAUGCUGCUGACAAGGCCGACCAAGAACUCUCUCUCGACUCAUAUCUCUACUCGCCUCUGCCUGCCGCCAUACACUCGUCACCGCCUGUCUCUCGGCAUGUGGAUCAUCGAAGUAACACGCCGCCUACCGCCUCCCGAAAUAUUGCUUCAUCUGUCUCACGGUCUCAUAAGCGCAAAUUUGCAUCCAUGGACGACAGCGGUUACUAUUCUUCUGUCGAGAUGUCAUCCGCUAUCAGGCCUAGCCAAAAGUUCAUGCUGACAUCUGAGGCUGACCGCCCUCGAAACAAGUCGAGGGGCCGUGCUGAGGAGGAGAUCGCCCGUAUUCGGAAAUCAUCUCCUUUUAGCCCGACCAAGACACGAUUCUAUUCCGCCAUUCCACCUGUCUCUUCGUCUCCUCUCCGACCAGCGUACGACAAGCAGAUGCUGCCACCGAUUACUCCUAUGGUCAAACUUAAUCCUCCUGCUCGACCACCCCCAUCAGCCUCUCCAAACACCAACCUUCGACUUCACCGCGACGCGGUCCGGAACAUGCUCCAGUCACCCGAUAGGAAAGGCGACGCUGAGAACAUUCCUUAUAGCCCAGCUUUCUACCUAGGCAACGACUUCUGUCCGUCCAACUUCGGUGUGAGUAUCCUUAGUGAUGGAGAGUUCUCUAUGAAUCAGGACUUGACUGGUAUGGGUUGCCUUGAGGAUGGUUCUUUCCCUGUCAUGAGCUCAGUCGAGGCUGGGUCUCCUAUGAAGCGUCCCGCGAAACGUAUCCGUCUAGAUCGAACUGUUUCCGCAUCAGUUCUUGGCGAUAUCACCAACUCCGCUGCCAGAAAGCCCAUCGCCUCUGCUCCACUACUACGGCCACCUGAGCAGUCUAUGCAGUUCGAUACCCCGAGCAAGGCAUUUGAGGGCCUGAGCUCCCCAAGCAAGAUGUUCCAGGAAUCUCCUUUGCGAAAUCAGUCCACAAAGUUUGCCGACUUCUUGAACGUUUCCUUGGAUCCCAAUGACUGGACUUCGGGGGCUAUGAUGGACCAACUAGACUUUACCCGCCCCAACGCUGGCGGCAUUACAGAUAUGCCGGAGCUCGACAUUUUCAAGGGUUUUGACAAGAUUGGAUCCACAUCACAGAACAACAGCAGAAAUCUCCCAAGGAGCAACAAGCCCGGAUUACCGCGAAGCUAUACGACUCAAUUUUAAACCCAAGACGACACUGAAAACGAACGUGGCAAGAUGACGAAAUAAGCAUAAAUAUGUAUGAGAUUCAUGAUUUGACGAAAGAAUAUAAAAACAUAACAAUUCCUUCGAGAACUGACCUAUACACAAGGCCCAAUUGUGGCUUGUAGAUGUUGGGUCGUGUCCGGUAUGGACUAGAACAGAGAGACUCGGCAUCAGCCGAGUGCUCGGAUGGCUUCACAGCUAGCGGUUGACGACGAUAAUGACUUUGGGGCGCGUUCUGCUCGCUCACAAGGCUUGGGAUGCUGAAUAGCAAUUUUGUGGGAUAUGUUUUGGCUUGCGUUUCCCUUUACCUGUUUAUGUUAUGCUAUUCUCUGCCAGGAGUUUGGAUGGUUCUCUGGGAGGAAUGAUGAAUGGUAUUGCGCGCAUAUUACAUGUUCUCGCUUUUUGGGGGGUUUGCUUACUUUGGUUUUCGGGAAUGGAAAGAACAGGGAAGGGCAGGGAAAUGAAAGGAACGGUCUGGACAUUCGACCACGUAUGGUAGCUACUAUUUACAUUUUGGCCUCAAUCACAGUGCUUAUUAACGUUUACUACGCUGAUGCAAAGUCAAUAUCCC